Schizophyllum commune H4-8 is the source of this 1671-nucleotide messenger RNA. RefSeq names its product cytochrome P450. Lineage: Eukaryota; Fungi; Basidiomycota; Agaricomycetes; Agaricales; Schizophyllaceae. The transcript has 12 exons. The record is from RefSeq and is a predicted model, not a curated record. The coding region runs from base 1 to 1671 and encodes 556 amino acids. Gene Ontology annotation, molecular function: iron ion binding; monooxygenase activity; oxidoreductase activity, acting on paired donors, with incorporation or reduction of molecular oxygen.
AUGAAAGCUAUCUUAUCUGUGCAAUUUGCCCUGCCAGCAGCCGUGCAGCCUGCGAUGGAGGGCCUAUCCAACUCGUCACACUUUGUCCGGCUUGCCUUAGCGUUUUGCAUCGUCGCUCUCGUUCUUUGGAAACUGGUUGUCCGACGUCGGUAUCUCGCAAACGUUCCUGGGCCUCAAGACUCCCAUCCUUUGCUCGGUCACCUCCCUCUGCGCCUUCGCUCACCGGCCGCCCAGGGCGAUCUUGACCUGGUCAACCGAUAUGGCAACAUCGUGAAGUUCGAUGGAGCAUUCGGUGUACGUCCUACACCCACCUCCAAUCGAGUCCCUUCCACCUAUCUUUACGCGGCAAAACAGGAACGACGCCUCCUCAUCACCGAUCCCAAAGCGCUGCACCACAUCAUGCAGGCCUCUGGGUACACCUAUAUACGCUCAGAGGAUAGGAAAGAGCCCACGCGGACGCUGUUGGGAAAGGGUGUCCUGGUGGUCGAAGGCGAGUCCAGAGACGACCACAGGCGGCAGCGCAAGAUCCUGAUGCCCAGUUUCGGCAGCAUCGAAGCGCACAGCUAUGUGCCCUCAUUCGCGUCGAAGGCGGCCCAGAUGGCCGAAAAAUGGAUUGAUAUGAUGCCAAACGACGGUGGGAUGGUGGUCAAUAUCCCGUCCUGGGUAUCUUGGGCGACUCUGGCCCGCUUUGCCCCCACCGAUCUCGAAGUCCUCGCAGUCGAAGCCCUUGCGCUCAUCCCACGCCCGCUCAAGCGCUGGUGGAACGACCACGUGCCGAACAAGCGGCGCGCUUACAUGAAGCGGUGCCGUGAAGUCGCCGAGGGGGUGGCGAGGGAGCUAGUGCAGCGCCAGCGGCCGGCGGUGAGCGCCGGCGAGGGUGUACAGAGGAACGUCCUGAGCCGGUUGGUCGCCGCCAACGCAGCCGCCGACCCGAAGGCACGCCUGACGGAAGAUGAGGUCUAUGCACAGUUACUAACGAUCUUGCUCGCCGGCCACGAGACCACCGCCACUUCACUCUCGUGGGCCCUGCUCGAGCUCGCGCAGGCACCCCCCAUUCAGGACCGCCUGCGCGCCGAGAUCAGAAGAGUGCGCGGUGAGAACGGUAGUAAGCCUCGUCUGGAAGCGGAGGACAUUCGUGCGAUGCCCUUUUUGAACGCGGUGGUUCAGGAAGUCCUCCGAUUCCAUAACUCCGUGAUCGACACGGCGCGCACCGCGACGCAGGACGAUGUGAUCCCUUUGUCAGACCCUCUACUUGAUCGCAAGGGAAGACCGAUCUACGAAGUCGCCGUGCGCAAGGGGCAGUAUAUUUUGGUGUCUAUCGCGGCGUAUCAGAGAAACAAGGAUCUAUACGGCCCAGAUGCGGAUCGCUUCAAUCCCGAGCGAUGGCUCAAGGAGGGGUACGUCAACCAGAAGGCGGGCGGCGGCAUAUACAGCAAUCUGUUGACCUUCGGCGGCGGCCAUCGCGCAUGCCCGGGCUGGCGCUUCGCCGUGCUCGAGCUGUCAGCCUUCCUCGUCGAGCUCGUCGGCAGGUUCGAGUUUAGCAUCUCGCCGGACGUCGCUGCACGGAUCUAUCGUGGCGCCGCGGGCACCGUCAUGAUACCCAUGCUCGAGGACGAGCUGGAAAGGGGGGUGCAGCUUCUGUUGCAUGUGAAGCCCGCUUCAGAGGAGUAG